Molecule: messenger RNA, 1644 nt
Organism: Quercus robur (English oak)
Lineage: Eukaryota; Viridiplantae; Streptophyta; Magnoliopsida; Fagales; Fagaceae
Product: two-component response regulator ORR26-like
Exons: 5
Coding region: 162-797 (211 amino acids)
Biological process (GO): cytokinin-activated signaling pathway; phosphorelay signal transduction system
Source: RefSeq, a predicted model, not a curated record
AAAGAAUCUUAAUUUUGGGGCCUACAUUUUAGUCCGUAGAAAUUUAUAUUUUAUUUUAUAAAAGAAGACGUCCGUGGAAAUUGAAUCAAAAUGAUUGAGGGGGCAAGGAAAUCACAUUGUGUAAUGUUUUGAAUAACAUCUCCGGAGAGUCGCAUUGAGAGAUGGACAGAAAAAGCAAACGCAAGGCCGUGUUGCCAGAAAGUGAUACCGGUUUCGAUUAUUCUCCGGUUGGUCUGAGCAUUUUGGUCGUGGAUCAUGAUCAGAAAAGCCUCCAAGAAGUUGUAACAAAUCUUCGGAAAUGUAAGCACCAAUACAAAGUUACAGAAUGCAAUCAAGUGGAGGAAGCUUUGACUCUACUUAGGAAGGACAUAAGCAUAUUUGAUAUUAUAAUAACUGAACAACGCCUGCUUGGUAUAAGUGAAUUUGAGCUUCUUCGAAUUGGUAGAGAGAAGGGCUUGCCUGUAGUGGUAACAUCGGAGGAUGAUGGAGUUGACACUAUUCAGAGGAGUUUAGACUAUGGAGCUUGUGCCUAUCUGGAGAAGCCCAUCCCAAUGCGUGAUCUCAACAUGGUGUGGACACACGUGUAUUCCAGCAGAAAAAAUAAGUUGGCUCAAGUGCAGAAGCCGGCAAAUGAUAUGUCCAAAGCGAAAAAAUGUCGAAUUUCUUGGAAAAUGGACAUUCAAGAAAAGUUUGUAGAAAGUGUGCAAGAAAUGGGCAUUGAUAAAACACCGUUUAAAACUUCAAAAACAAGCUCGUCCAUUACAUAUGGAAGGGUACAAAGACAAAGAUGGUACUAGUUCAGGGCAUGUUGAAUCUAGAUAUGAAAUGAAGCAUCCACCAAUGACUCUGCUCAAUGGAUUUCUGAACACCUCGGAUCCAAAUCAGCUAGAUAUACCCUCACAGCAGCAACGAGCUCCAGCAGCAAUAAAGAACACUCAUGGCUUUCAAAAUUUACCAUUGCCUGUUGAAGCCAACUUCUGUACCAUUGAAGGUAGUACUAUUUGUGCAAACCAAAACUUCACAUUGAUGACUCAGAUGGCUCAAGCACCGUUAAGUGAGCAGAUAUGCAAUCAACUCACGGGAUGUCAGCCUUUUAUCUACCACUUACCCAAUGAUGUACCAGCGAAUGUACUUGUCAAUGAGGUUGGAUUGCCCAACUUUGAUACUCUUCAGGGGGGAAUUUCUGGAGAUCCUGGUCUCUUCUCCAAUUAUACUCAUCUUCCCAGUUCUUCUGAAGAUUUUGGUAUUGAUUAUAAUUAUAUCCCCUUCGACUAUUGAACUUACAGAUCCUACUGGAAUGAGAGCUGCCCGGUUGGAAUAUUUGAACAUUUUACUGGGGAAGAUAUAGUUCAUGAUCAUUCUGAAGACCUCUUCUUUGAUGAUGAUACUGGUUCGUAAGAUGAUUCCAUUCAUGGUUGCUACUUGCUGCCAGCCACUGGAUUAUCUGAAGCCAAAGUCUCAGUCUGGUGAGGUCAUCCCAAAUUCCAAGGAAAAUGCUUCUCUGUUGAAUACUCUCAGAAGAAGAAGACAAAGAAGACAAGGAAUGAUGAUCAAAGCAAAGAAGAAAGAAGUAGUCGUGUUAAGUUUAAUAAAGCUACUGUUGUUUUGGUACUAGCAUCAUAGCAUGGUAAAGAUAAAAUGAGA